CGAGGUCCGUUAUGGGGGACUACACCGUCUUCCACGUGGUACUGUUGCUGCUCGUGUGUCUAGCAAGCACCACACUCUCAGCUCCCUUCACCAGCGAUGUAUUCCAGCAACAGCAGACAGAUCUAUCCGCGCUCUUCCACUCUUCUAAAGGAGGUAUGAUCGGACCACUGUUUCGUCACAAUGGACCACAGGAUCUGGAGGUGACUACUGACGGAGGCUGCUUCUACCAGUUCCAACACUACGAUGAAGGAGACAGAAUAGUAACGAAUGAACCUUGUCUCAACUGCACCUGUCACAACUCUAUGCUAAUGUGCUACCUCAAGGUGUGCCCGUUCAGUAAACCCAUUGGCCAGGACUGUACGGUGGAGAAGAAGCCUAAUCAAUGCUGCCCCGUGAUUACCUGCCCUCAAGUGCCAGUAAACCUUCAGGUGAUGCAAAUGACUACGACCAGCACCACGUCUUCCCCUCUCCUCAUCACUUCCUCCUCCUCCUCCUCCUCCUCCUCCGGCACCGACCUGGCGCCUUUCUACGAACACGGCUGUACCAUAGAAGGCAGUUAUUAUCCCGACGGUGUGCAGGUACCAGGAGACCCAAGAAAACCCUGUGAGCUGUGUUACUGUAUCAGGAACCAUACAGCGUGUGUGAUGCAGGAGUGUAUUCUUAUGGUACCCGGUUGUGAACCCAUCUUUCAGGAAGGAGUAUGCUGUCCUGUGAAAUACGAUUGUGAUCACGACGGAGUAGAAGAGGGUCUAGUGACUACCACAACACAGCCUAUGGUGGAUAGUAAUGGGUCCUUGGUCCUGCCUCCUACAACCUUACCUCCUGGGUACUCUGGCUGUUACUACAAAGGGGAUUUCUACGCUGACGGGGCUCUUAUUCCCUCUGAGGACCCCUGCGAGCACUGUUACUGCAUGAAGAGUGACCUAGUGUGUGCCAUCCAGGAUUGUGUGUCACCCCUCGACGAGAUGCAGGAGAACUGUACAGCCAGACCUCCUCCCGAAGGCUACUGCUGCCCGCAAGCUUAUGAUUGUCCCGAGCUAACAACAACAACUGUGGAGUACCUGACCACCACCCAGCCCAGUGAGAGUCCCGACACCCAGGUCACCGUCGCCUCCCCUGACCGACCAAGUGAUGUUGAUGUCCCAGCUGUUGAUGAGACAUCCACUGAUACCCCAGCUGUUGAUGAGACAUCCACUGAUACCCCAACUGUUGAUGAGACAUCCACUGAUGCUCCAACUGUUGAUGAGACAUCCACUGAUACUGCAACUAUUGAUGAGACAUCCACUGAUGUUCCAACUGUUGAUGAGACAUCCACUGAUACCCCAACUGUUGAUGAGACAUCCACUGAUGCUCCAACUGUUGAUGAGACAUCCACUGAUACCCCAACUGUUGAUGAGACAUCCACUGAUGCUCCAACUGUUGAUGAGACAUCCACUGAUACCCCAACUGUUGAUGAGACAUCCACUGAUGCUCCAACUGUUGAUGAGACAUCCACUGAUACCCCAACUGUUGAUGAGACAUCCACUGAUGCUCCAAGUGUUGAUGAGACAUCCACUGAUGCUCCAACUGUUGAUGGCAUUCUGGAUACCUUAACCACAUCCACUGAUGCUCCAACUGUUGAUGAGACAUCCACUGAUACCCCAACUGUUGAUGAGACAUCCACUGAUACCCCAACUGUUGAUGAGACAUCCACUGAUACCCCAAUUGUUGAUGAGACAUCCACUGAUGCUCCAACUGUUGAUGAGACAUCCACUGAUGCUCCAACUGUUGAUGAGACAUCCACUGAUGCUCCAACUGUUGAUGAGACAUCCACUGAUACCCCAACUGUUGAUGAGACAUCCACUGAUUCGCCAACUGUUGAUGAGACAUCCAUUGAUACCCCAACUGUUGAUGAGACAUCCACUGAGGGAACUACUGUUACUGAAGACUUCACAGAAUCUAUCCGUACAACAGAAGGACUUUACACAGAGUCGCCAAUAGUAGAGGGCGUCACUGUUGAUAAGAAACCUGCAACAGAUGAGCUCCACCAGCCUACUGAUACUCCAACUGUUGAUGAGACAUCCACUGAUGCUCCAACUGUUGAUGAGACAUCCACUGAGGGAACUACUGUUACUGAAGACUUCACAGAAUCUAUCCGUACAACAGAAGGACUUUACACAGAGUCGCCAAUAGUAGAGGGCGUCACUGUUGAUAAGAAACCUGCAACAGAUGAGCUCCACCAGCCUACUGAUACUCCAACUGUUGAUGAGACAUCCACUGAUACCCCAACUGUUGAUGAGACAUCCAUUGAUACCCCAACUGUUGGUGAGACAUCCACUGAUACCCCAACUGUUGGUGAGACAUCCACUGAUGCUCCAACUGUUGAUGAGACAUCCACUGAUACCCCAACUGUUGGUGAGACAUCCACUGAUGCUCCAACUGUUGAUGAGACAUCCACUGAUACCCCAACUGUUGGUGAGACAUCCACUGAUACCCCAACUGUUGAUGAGACAUCCACUGAGGGAACUACUGUUACUGAAGACUUCACAGAAUCUAUCCGUACAACAGAAGGACUUUACACAGAGUCGCCAAUAGUAGAGGGCGUCACUGUUGAUAAGAAACCUGCAACAGAUGAGCUCCACCAGCCUACUGAUACUCCAACUGUUGAUGAGACAUCCACUGAUACUCCAACUGUUGAUGAGACAUCCACUGAGGGAACUACUGUUACUGAAGACUUCACAGAAUCUAUCCGUACAACAGAAGGACUUUACACAGAGUCGCCAAUAGUAGAGGGCGUCACUGUUGAUAAGAAACCUGCAACAGAUGAGCUCCACCAGCCUACUGAUACUCCAACUGUUGAUGAGACAUCCACUGAUGCUCCAACUGUUGAUGAGACAUCCACUGAUACCCCAACUGUUGAUGAGACAUCCACUGAUGCUCCAACUGUUGAUGAGACAUCCACUGAAACUCCAACUGUUGAUGAGACAUCCACUGAUACCCCAACUACAUCCACUGUUACUCCAACUGUUGAUGAGACAUCCACUGAUACCCCAACUGUUGAUGAGACAUCCACUGAUACUCCAACUGUUGAUGAGACAUCCACUGAUACUCAAACUGUUGAUGAGACAUCCACUGAUGCUCCAACUGUUGAUGAGACAUCCACUGAUACCCCAACUGUUGAUGAGACAUCCACUGAUGCUCCAACUGUUGAUGAGACAUCCACUGAUGCUCCAACUGUUGAUGAGACAUCCACUGAUGCUCCAACUGUUGAUGAGACAUCCACUGAUACUCCAACUGUUGAUGAGACAUCCACUGAUACCCCAACUGUUGAUGAGACAUCCACUGAUGCCCAACCACAUCCACUGAUGCUCCAAACUGCUGAUGAGACAUCCACUGAUACUCCAACUGUUGAUGAGACAUCCACUGAUACUGCAACUGUUGAUGAGACAUCCACUGAUACCCCAACUGCUGAUGAGACAUCCACUGAUACCCCAACUGUUGAUGAGACAUCCACUGAUACUCCAACAGUUGAUGAGACAUCCACUGAUACUGCAACUGUUGAUGAGGCAUCCACUGAUACCCCAACUGUUGAUGAGACAUCCACUGAUGCUCCAACUGUUGAUGAGACAUCCACUGAUACUGCAACUGUUGAUGAGACAUCCAGUGAUACCCCAACUGCUGAUGAGACAUCCACUGAUGCUCCAACUGUUGAUGAGACAUCCACUGAUACUGCAACUGUUGAUGAGACAUCCACUGAUACUGCAACUGUUGAUGAGACAUCCACUGAUGCUCCAACUGUUGAUGAGACAUCCACUGAUACUGCAACUGUUGAUGAGACAUCCACUGAUACUGCAACUGUUGAUGAGACAUCCACUGAUACUCCAACUGUUGAUGAGACAUCCACUGAUACUGCAACUGUUGAUGAGACAUCCACUGAUACUGCAACUAUUGAUGAGACAUCCACUGAUACUCCAACUGUUGAUGAGACAUCCACUGAUACUCCAACUGCUGAUGGGACAUCCACUGAUGCUCCAACUGUUGAUGAGACAUCCACUGAUGCUCCAACUGUUGAUGAGACAUCCACUGAUACCCCAACUGUUGAUGAGACAUCCACUGAUGCUCCAUCUGUUGACGAGACAUCCACUGAUGCUCCAACUGUUGAUGAGACAUCCACUGAUGCUCCAACUGUUGAUGAGACAUCCACUGAUACUCCAACUGGUGAUGAGACAUCCACUGAUACCCCAACUGUUGAUGAGACAUCCACUGGCGUUACUCCCUCUGAUGUUGAUGACACUCCGAGUACUGAGGAAGCUGUUACGGAGUUUAUCCACACACCUGCAGGAGGGUACACCGAGUCUUCAGUUCCUGAUGGCGGGUGUAAGGCAAGAGGGGUUCUCUAUGACAACAACUCUCCCGUGCCCGUGAAUGAUGUGUGUCAAGAGUCCUGUCAGUGUGUCGCUGGCAAGGUGAAGUGUGAAUACGCGUCCUGUCCGCCCGCCCCUCCAGCCUUCCUGAGGUGCUCGUCUGUGUUGGCCGAAGGGGAAUGUUGCCCUGAGUAUUCAUGCCCUCCGAUUGAGACAGAGGUGACGGAGAUGCCUGCUGGAUGUGUGUAUGACGAUAUCCAGUAUUACGAAGGUGAAUACAUACCUCAGUCUGACUACUGUGUCGACUGUUACUGCCUGGGUGGGGAGACGAUCUGUGCUUACGUGGAGUGCCCCCCGCCUGCUGGCCACAACUGCAAGCCUACCCAAGUGCCUGGGGGUGAAUGCUGCCCAGUUAAAUACGACUGUGAUGUGAUCGACACGGCAGAUUUGCUCUCGGACAAUACUACCACACACCCAGGCGCCACCACACCCUCAACAAGUCAGCAGCCUGAUGGCGACACACUACCAACGGACUCCACAGAUACGGCUGUUGAGACGCCCGUGACCCAGCCCUCAGUCAUCACCGGCGGCCCAAGUGUAGGAACUACAUCUUCAACGGAGGGACCAGAGGUGACGGGCCCUGUGAUACCUCUGGAGACGAGAACCACAGCUCCAGAUGACAACAAUAUACUCACUACUCCUAUGACCUUCGUAACGGAGAAAGGAUCGUCGUCCCUCCCUGAUGCUGUAACAGAAAUUGGCAGUGAGACCUCAGCCACGGAAGUGCCUUCUACUGGUGAACCCACUGUUGUCUCCACUACCGAUGAGACAUCCACUGAUACUCCAACUGUUGAUGAGACAUCCCUGACUGAUGAGACAUCCACUGAUACUCCAACUGUUGAUGAGACAUCCACUGAUACUCCAACUGUUGAUGAGACAUCCACUGAAACCCCAACUGUUGAUGAGACAUCCACUGAAACAGCACCAAAGGAAGUGACGUCAUCCACUCUUGAAGGAGAGGUCACCACAGAAGGAGGAUUACAUCAACCGGAAGUGGGAGUUCCUGGUGAAGGAAAAUGUAUCCAAAAGGGCAUUACCUACGACAACGGCGCCCUGGUCCCCAAUGCCAUACCCUGUCACAAAUCCUGCAUGUGUGAGAACAGUAUUAUUGCUUGUACCCUGAAGGCUUGUCCAGCACCUCCUCCCACCUUCCUACGCUGCCAGCCCCAGCAAGACCCUGAGCAAUGCUGCCCUUCGUAUGACUGUCCUAUCUUGGAGCCAGAAGCCACACCCUCACCCGGCUGUGUUCGUGACGGCGUCCAGUUCUUAGAGGAAGACCAUAUCCCCAGCUCAGACAUGUGCACUGACUGUUACUGUCUGGGAGGCGAGAUAAUCUGUGCCACCUUAGAGUGUCCUCCUCCGACUGGCACUAACUGUAAACCAGUUAUACAGUCUUCAGGAACCUGCUGCCCAGAGGAGUACCAGUGUGACAUGGAAGAAGUUCCUGAGACAUCCACUGAUGUCUCAAAUGUAACUGUUGAAACAUCCACUGAAGUUGCAGACAAGGAAAUGACCACUGAGCCCUCCCCAACCUCUGGCACGGAGCAGCUAGAAGAAGGAUAUUGUCUUUACCAUGGUGCCGCUGUUGCUAAUGGCGCCUCGAUCCCCACUGAGUUACCUUGUCAAAAGUCCUGCACUUGUGUGAACCAGUUAAUUGAAUGUACCUUGAAGGCUUGUCCAUCACCGCCUCCUGCCUUCCUCCGCUGCCAGCCGCUCCAAGACCCUGAGCAGUGCUGUCCUUCAUAUGACUGCCCUGCUCCAGAGCCAGAAGCCACAUCACCACCCGGGUGCUUCAGUGACGGCGUCCAGUUCUUAGAGGAAGACCAUAUCCCCAGCUCAGACGUGUGCACUGACUGUUACUGUCUGGGAGGCGAGAUAAUCUGUGCCACCUUAGAGUGUCCUCCUCCGACUGGCACUAACUGUAAACCAGUUAUACAGUCUUCAGGAACCUGCUGCCCAGAGGAGUACCAGUGUGACAUGGAAGAAGUUCCUGAGACAUCCACUGAUGUCUCAAAUGUAACUGUUGAAACAUCCACUGAAGUUGCAGACAAGGAAAUGACCACUGAGCCCUCCCCAACCUCUGGCACGGAGCAGCUAGAAGAAGGAUAUUGUCUUUACCAUGGUGCCGCUGUUGCUAAUGGCGCCUCGAUCCCCACUGAGUUACCUUGUCAAAAGUCCUGCACUUGUGUGAACCAGUUAAUUGAAUGUACCUUGAAGGCUUGUCCAUCACCGCCUCCUGCCUUCCUCCGCUGCCAGCCGCUCCAAGACCCUGAGCAGUGCUGUCCUUCAUAUGACUGCCCUACAGCAGAGCCAGAAGCCACACCCUCACCUGGCUGUAUUCGUGGCGGCGUCCAGUACUUUGAAGAUGAAUAUGUACCCAGCUCAGACGUGUGCAGUGACUGUUACUGUUUGGGAGGCGAGAUAAUCUGUGCCACCUUAGAGUGUCCUCCUCCGACUGGCACUAACUGUAAACCAGUUAUACAGUCUACAGGAACCUGCUGCCCAGAGGAGUACCAGUGUGACAUGGAAGAAGUUCCUGAGACAUCCACUGAUGUCUCAAAUGUAACUGUUGAAACAUCCACUGAAGUUGUAGACAAGAAAUCUAGAAGAAGGAUACUGUCUUUACCAUGGUGCCGCUGUUGCAAUGGCGCCUCGAUCCCCACUGAGUUACCUUGUCAAAAGUCCUGCACUUGUGUGAACCAGUUAAUUGAAUGUACCUUGAAGGCUUGUCCAUCACCGCCUCCUGCCUUCCUCCGCCAAGACCCUGAGCAGUGCUGUCCUUCAUAUGACUGCCCUACAGCAGAGCCAGAAGCCACACCCUCACCUGGCUGUAUUCGUGGCGGCGUCCAGUACUUUGAAGAUGAAUAUGUACCCAGCUCAGACGUGUGCAGUGACUGUUACUGUCUGGGAGGCGAGAUAAUCUGUGCCACCUUAGAGUGUCCUCCUCCGACUGGCACUAACUGUAAACCAGUUAUACAGUCUACAGGAACCUGCUGUCCAGAAGAAUAUGACUGUGUGGUGGAACUACCAAGUGAAGAAGGAGCAGUCACCAGUGCCACAACUGAAGGGCUAGGAGCAGUCACCAGUGCCACAACUGAAGAAGGAGGCGUCACCAGUGCCCCAACUGACGAAGGAGCAGUCACCAGUGCCCCAACUGACGAAGGUGCAGUCACCAGUGCCCCAACUGAUGAAGGAGCAGUCACCAGUGCCCCAACUGACGAAGGAGUAGUCACCAGUGCCCCAACUGAUGAAGGAGCAGUCACCAGUGCCCCAACUGAUGAAGGAGCAGUCACCAGUGCCCCAACUGACGAAGGAGUAGUCACCAGUGCCCCAACCUACCCUGAUACAACCAUAAAGCCUAUUGAUGAAGCUAUUGGCCUGGUGGAUCCUGGUGUUGACAUCGCGGACAGUUGUGUGAGUCAGGGUAACCUAUAUGUGGACGGAGAGAGCGUCCCCACAGUAGUACCCUGUCAGACAGAGUGUAUCUGUCACAACGGUACUGUUCACUGUCAGCAGCUCUCGUGUCCGUCUCCUCCCCAGGCCUUCCUGCAGUGUUCCGUGGUGCCUUCCGUGGAUCAGUGCUGCCCCACUUACAAUUGUCCUGAGACGGACGGUGAAGCCUCGUCGUGUAUCUCUACUAAUGGUAACUGGUACAAACACGGAGAUUAUGUUCCUUCAGACUCUGAGUGUUCUGAUUGUUUCUGUUCAGAUGGAGAGAUCGUGUGCGCCUCGCUCGAGUGUGUGUCCCCUGGGCCCAACUGCGUGGCGCUGCCGGCUCCUGCUGGUAGCUGCUGCCCCGUCCAGUAUGAUUGCUUGGAAGUUCCUGCCAGCUCAGUCACGGAUGUCAUCACCCCCAUAGGCGCCUCUGCUACAGACAGUUCCGGAACAGGAGUGACAGAAUCUACAACAUCCAAUAUCACUUCUUCCACCACCGUAUACCCGUCCCUUUCCCCUACCGCGGAGACCGAAGAUAAGGAACAGGAUUACGUUACCGAGGUGACGUUGACUACCGAAGACCCGAGUGGCGUCAGUGAGGAUGGUGAUUCCGAGGCUCCUGAAGGUACCGACCAUUACUCCACCCCCUCGUCAAUGCCCACUGUCGACGGUACCGACAGCGUAAUUACUGAGGCCUCCGUCGCUACCGAUGGCUUGGACAUUACCGAGGUACCGAGUGUUACCGUAUCCUCCCUCUACACUGAACCUGUCAGCACUGGCGACUCAUUGGUGACUGACGCUUCUGUAAGUACUGACAGUACCUCAGACGACGAAAUUAGUACUGGCAGCGUCACUGAGCCCUCGGGAACUACCGAGAAGGGAGAGACGACUCAGGGUGCCACUACUGAAUCAGUGACGUCAGUGAGUGUCAGCGAGUCAAGCACGCCUGAGGUAACACCGUCGACCACAUCACCAGCUGUGGCACCUGAGGAAGGAGUGACCACAUCACCAGCUGUGGCACCUGAGGAAGGAGUGACCACAUCACCAGCUGUGGCACCUGAGGAAGGAGUGACCACAUCACCAGCUGUGACACCUGAGGAAGGAGUGACCACAUCACCAGCUGUGGCACCUGAGGAAGGAGUGACCACAUCACCAGCUGUGACACCUGGAGGAAGGAGUAACCACAUCACCAGGCUGUGGCACUCUGGAGGAAGAAGUGACCAUCACCAGCUGUGGCACCUGAGGAAGGAGGACUACAUCACCAGCCAGACACCUGAGGAAGGACUGCUGACACCUGAGGAAGGAGUGACCACAUCACCAACUGUGACACCUGAGGAAGGAGUGACCACAUCACCAGCUGUGACACCUGAGGAAGGAGUGACCACAUCACCAGCUGUGACACCUGAGGAAGGAGUGACCACAUCACCAGCUGUGACACCUGAGGAAGGAGUGACCACAUCAUCAGCUGUGACACCUGAGGAAGGAGUGACCACAUCAUCAGCUGUGACACCUGAGGAAGGAGUGACCAUAUCAUCAGCUGUGACACCUGAGGAAGGAGUGACCACAUCACCACCUGAGGAAGGAGUGACCACAUCACCAGCUGUUACAGUCACCGAGUCUUCUGGUAAGACCUCCGUCUCGACAGAGUCAACUAUCGCCGGGUACGUGACAGAAGCCACCGUCGCCGUGACCACAGCUGAUGACGUCGACGACACUGAGAGUACCAGAGAGACGGUAGCUCUGCCCGAUGUGUCUCUCUCUACAGAAAAACCCGGAACUACCGAGACAGCUGAUAAGGAACCCGGAACACUUGUAGAAACUGAAGAACCUAAAGCACCUGAAGACGGCGCCGGCACAGACAGUUCUAUAACAUCCUCGAUCAGUACCUCCUCUACAGAAGCUGCCGUAACCCAGGGCCUCGUCACCGGUUUCGAUCACCAAUUCCCCAUUUACCCCGGAGCUUUGACCACCACGCAGGCUCCCUGGACGCCCUCCACCACCACGGAGAUCCUCUAUGGUCCGGGCGCCUGUUUGUUUGAUGGCAAGGUGUACGUGUCGGCCCAGCAGAUCCCUCGUGACGACCCAUGUGACUUCUGCUUCUGCUUCCGCGGAGACAUCAUCUGCUUACAACAGUCCUGCCCAUCACCCAUCCCCGGCUGUUACGAGGAAGCCAUUGCUGGUUUCUGCUGCCCACGCUAUGAAUGCCCCGUCCCUCAUGCCGUGGUCAACAUCACUACCACCACAACACCCAUACCCACAUACCCGCCCGUCCAAACCAUCCAGGAAGUAGUCAUGUGUGAGAUUGGUGACCGAUACUACCACAGCGGGGAGAUGGUUGAGGAAGCGUCAGGACCUUGUCUCGAGUGCAGGUGUGGUAACGACGGGAUGAUGGAAUGUGACCCCAAGGAGUGUCAGGCAGAACCAAUGCUUCGUAAGAUUCUUGGCUCUAAAUACGGGCGGUGAGUGUGUUGAGAGAGGGUGGCACUACCAGCUACCCCCGACAGCCCACCCACCCACCCACCACCCACCACCCGUAAACACAUGGUUGCUCUAUCCUAGCGACACUCAUGGUUAAAGCUUGCUAGGAUGGUUCACCCGUAGGCACUGACCCUCCCAUGGUUACUGUGUCGCAGGGGGAGAUAUGAUGGUUUAUACGUCACCAGAAUGAUAAACCAUACUGUUAGGUUUAUUUACCUUUAGAGCAAAGGACAUGACACUAAAAAAAAAUCGACAACAACGAUGCAUUAUUUUUUUUUUAAGAAUCUAAGGUUAUUAACUAUAGGUUGUGAAGCAGUGUUAUGAAAGGCUAAGGAAGUGUUAUAUAUUGUUUGUUAUUAAUCAAUGUCCCCCUUCCGCCUUCCCAGUAGCCAUGUCAUGUAGUGUGUCCACAACGCUCAAUUAGCAAAUCUGUGUUAAUGAGGAGUGGUGAGGCGAGUGAAGGAGUAGUGCCAAGUAGUCCCUUAUAGAGUGUAAUGAUAGAGAGACGAAUCACUGGAGUGUAAUGACCCUCCGAUGUCCCCCUCCCCCCCCCCCUUUCGCUCCCCCUCCCCACCAGUAAAGUGUUAAGCCUUUGAGCUAAAAAAAGGUAAAAAAAGCGGUUCUGUGAGUUUCGUUUUGUGUGUGUUGGUCGCGUAGUGAUAAUAGAGGAACAGGUUACUCAGUAUUACUCCCGCUAGAUAUACUUAUUUAUAUCCUGAUUGUGUUCUGUGACUUAAUAUACGUAAUUUAUGUAUACUUUUCCAUGGUACUUCAUACAUGUAUACUUCUGUGGCAUUAUUGAUGGCAUUCUCUCGUAACCUUACCUACUAUUUGCUAGUGGCUUCUAACACACACAUCUCGUUCUCACAGAUUGACUCAUAUCUUGCUUAGUCGAGUCGGAAAAUUGCUAGAAAUCACACACACAUAAAAAAAAAGCUUUCUUCCACUUGCUAGAUUAUUUUACGCUUCCCUGUUUUGGAUUUAUUAAGUAGAUUGUCCUCCUCGACCCCCAGGUUCUGCUUCUCAAUGUGGCUCUUAUAUUGCGCGAGUGUCAGGGGCACCUUGUAUGGAUUUCUAGAUACAAAGCUUCCCUAUGUGGAUAAGAUUAUUUAAAGCCAUAGAUUUAAGUUAGAAUGUUCCGAGGUACGUAGAUAAGUUCCCUCUCUAUCUCUCUGUUUACCUUUAAGUCUUAGUUCCUCCCUUUGUCGCAAAAACCUCCAGGAGACCCUUUACUCCCUCGGCCCCUGGAAGUGACACGCAUCACCAGAACAAAACGUUAAGUAAAUCGUGUCAGUCUCUAAUCUUGGUCGCUAUUACUGUAUACCAGAGCUUGGCUGGCUCCAUGAAACGAAUCUUGAAUCUUAAAGGAACGGACGUGAUUGUCAUAUUUGAUAUUUUUUCAUAUGACGAUCUUGAUUCAUACAGGUGGCUCCUUAACUGUUCCUAGGUUUAGUAUAAUAUGCCAGAGUCGUUGUACAUCACAGCUGAUUUAAGAAACAUAGUAAAGAUAGAUAUUAUUUGGGCAUUAGUUGAUCAAAGUCCCCCGCCUGUGAUGUUGACCCUUCCUCCCGCCCCACCUGUCCACGCCUCAGUCUGGCUACAAGUCGAGGUAUUAUUAUACUUGGUGUUACAACCCGAGUGUGACACAACUAAAACAUAUCAGUAAUAAUAUCACGCUUCAGCAGCACCGUGUUGGUACCAAGUGUUUAAGUAUAGUGACAGUAUAACAAUAAUUUAUGAGAAAAACUCCCUGUUCUUUUAUCUUAUUGUCAAAAAGUAUCGUUUUAUUUCAUCAUGUGUUGGUAUAAAUCCCUUCAAUACAACAGCCCAGAAUGUCUCCAGGAUUAUCAGACUGGAGAAGUCAAUAGAGGAGGUCUAAUAUAUCUCCAUUUAAGGGUUUAAUCGAUACUUGUGACUUGAUAAUUGGUCCUCUCCCUUUAUAGGUGCCAAACCACUUCCUUAGUCUCAGUGGCAGAAUCCUCGAAAAGCACUUAAUCUCUAGUUCACCUUUUGUCUGCUUCACACCUCAGCGUCUGAACUCAACCGGUGAGAGAGACGGCGACCAAAGCUGGCGAGUAAACUUGUCGGGAUAACGAAGACGUAAUGAUUAUUCUUACACUUGAUAACACCGUCACUAUUAUCAAGAACUCAUCCCAAAAACACCCAUCACGGUCUCCACCUCAGUUUGGUUAGAACUAAGUGCCUUUCAGGAGUUACUGCCGCCUGCCCUUCGCCGCCCGGAGCCUGAGUUAGUCCCCGGGUGGAUGAUGAAGGUACUGCUGUCGUAAGAUUAAGGCUGGCAUGUGUAAUAUGGUAGACAUUAGAACUGGAGACGCGCGUGCUAGGCGAGUGCGUAUGGCUCGUAAGUGAGCAUUCAUAGUAAGUCAGUCCUGAGUGUUUAUUGGUUGUGUCCUGGAAGGGAUAUAACCCAAUGAGCUUUUGAAAUAGAUCUGGACUGCCGAGCUCUGAACGCUCAUUGGCCAAACGAUACAUAGGGGUGUCAGCCAAUCAACACCCAAUAUGAUUAUGUGACGUCACGUUGGUCUUCAGGACGUGUGUAUGUCUCGCAGUGAAUAGUAUGUAGAUGAGAACUGCCAUGAUCGAGUCACUGCCGCAGCGUGAGUAUCUGCAGUGACUCCGGUUCUGAGUAGUUCAGAGUGUCCAAGAAGCAGUAUUCUUGAAAUGUGAUCAUUUUAACUUUUUUUAAUUAUUUAUUCUGAGAUAGGAUUUUUACUAUGCAUUUAUUCUUAGUGUAACGCCUGUACAGCUCCUCCUUGUAUUAGUAAUGAUGUACCCAGUCUGUAAGCUUUUUUUAUUUGUAUAAAAUGUGAAUAAAAGAAGAAAGUAAU
This is a messenger RNA of Homarus americanus (American lobster), 13165 nucleotides long. Its product is annotated as mucin-2-like. Gene Ontology annotation, molecular function: protein binding. Lineage: Eukaryota; Metazoa; Arthropoda; Malacostraca; Decapoda; Nephropidae. The record is from RefSeq and is a predicted model, not a curated record.